UGAUUGGUGUCUUAGGGUGCGUGACGUUUCUUCGCAGAGAGACAGCGGGCGGACUAGUAGUGCUAUUGCCGCUGCUGUCAUUCUACUUGUUGCAGGCUGUGUGUCCUGCUGUCCUUGGUGUCACCCGAGGCUGUGUUACAGAAACCGGAGCAACCGGGGAAGCACUAGGUAAACAAGACUAGUGCGAGUCCUGCUGGCUCCGGCACAGGCUGGUUUGGGGUGUGGCGUGUGUCAUUCAGCAGGAUAAAUUACAACCAAGGUCACCAUGAACGGACAACUGGACUUAAGUGGCAAGCUGAUCAUUAAAGCUCAGAUCGGAGAGGAUAUUCGGAGAAUUCCCAUCCACAAUGAGGAUAUCACUUAUGAUGAGCUGGUGCUGAUGAUGCAGCGGGUUUUCAGAGGAAAGCUCCUGACCAAUGACGAAGUGACAAUUAAAUACAAAGAUGAAGAUGGAGAUCUCAUUACUAUCUUUGAUAGUUCUGAUUUAUCAUUUGCUAUACAAUGCAGUAGGAUUCUUAAAUUGACUCUCUUUGUUAAUGGACAGCCAAGACCUUUAGAAUCCAGUCAAGUGAAAUACCUGCGUAGAGAAUUGAUAGAACUGCGCAAUAAAGUCAAUCGAUUGUUGGAUUGUUUAGAGCCACCUGCAGAACCUGGAAUUCCUGCCAGCCUCCCAGACACGGAGACUGUUGAUGGUAGAGAAGACAAAUCUUCUGCUCCUGAUUCCUCUGUCAAGCCUUCUACCCAAGUCAUGGCUGCCAGCAUGUCUGCUUUUGAUCCUUUGAAAAACCCAGAUGAAAUCAACAAAAAUGUCAUGUCUGCCUUUGGAUUAUCUGAGGACCAGGUUACUGGACCUCCCAGUGCUCCAGUAGAGGAACGAUCUAGCACGCCUGAUAGUAUAGCAUCCUCCUCUUCUGCUCAUCCUCCUGGAGUUCAGCCUCAGCAGCAACCAUACCCUGGAGCUCAACAGCAAGCAGGUCAGAUUGAAGGUCAGAUUUAUCAACAGUACCCACAGCAGCCUGGCUAUCCUACACACCAAGGGCAAUCGCAAUCCCAUGCUCAGCCCACGCAACAGUAUGUGCAGUACCCUGUUUACAAUCAACAGGCUACACAGCCACAAGCUCAGCAGUUUCCAGCAUAUAAUCAGCAAGCUGCACAGGCUUCUGCUUCUGGAUUUCCAGCCCAGCAACAGCCAUCUCAGCAGUAUCCAGCUGGCACAUAUCCACCUCAGACCUACACUACACAAGCUUCGCAGGCUGCAAACUAUAAUGUUCCACCUGCUACUCAGCCUGGAAUAACUGCUAGUCAACCAGGAUCCUAUCAACCAAGACCAGGUUUUACCCCACCACCUGGCAGCACUGUUACCCCACCACCUAGUGGGCCUAAUCCAUAUGCUCGUAAUCGCCCUGCAUUUGGUCAGGGCUACACCCAGCCAGGACCAGGAUAUCGAUAAAUAGUUGAGAUGAUAUUAUACACAAGGCCACAAGCUGCUAGAUCUUUCCAUCCCAAUGGACACCAAUAUUAUGCUUACAUUUAUGACUAUGUUCCAGGUAGCAGAAGAAAAGUAUUAUUUUGCUUCUUGUUACAUGGUUAAUUUUCAGUAAAUGUAUUAUUGGGAGAUGAGACCAAAUAAUUAUUUCCUGCUUUCAACUGUAUCUACUCUCUAGUAAACAAAAAAAGUGAUUGACACUAGCUGGCCUUGUCAAAUGUUUGAAAACAUGCUACUUGAGAACCCCACUGUUUUGACUUGUUUUUAAUGAUCUGAUGUGUUAAAUUAGAUCAGUUCUGAAAGGUAAAUCUAGGUAUUAUGUACAAAUUCUAACAUUCACAUGAAAACUUAAUAAAAUAUUAAAAUCA
Bombina bombina (fire-bellied toad) is the source of this 1854-nucleotide messenger RNA. It is a transcript of the gene TFG, whose product is annotated as trafficking from ER to golgi regulator. Lineage: Eukaryota; Metazoa; Chordata; Amphibia; Anura; Bombinatoridae. Bases 266 to 1450 code for a protein of 394 amino acids. The transcript has 8 exons. The record is from RefSeq and is a predicted model, not a curated record. Gene Ontology annotation, molecular function: identical protein binding. Gene Ontology annotation, cellular component: endoplasmic reticulum exit site. Gene Ontology annotation, biological process: endoplasmic reticulum to Golgi vesicle-mediated transport; COPII vesicle coat assembly.